AGCGCGUGCUGUCGCGUCCAGCCCCCCCAAUUUUGGGGUUGCAUGCUGCUCUUAAGGGCAUUCUUCCAUCGUCUUCGCCACGACAACGUCGUCUGCCUGUUGACGAUACUCGACCAACACCCUAAUUACGCUCCUUUCCAAGGUUAAUAAGCUUAAUUGGCUCGUCCUGCCACCCGAGCAGUCGAUAAUCUUGCUCUCUGUCCGGCCGCUUCCACCACCUCGGCUCACCACCACCGCCGACGACCUCUAGCCUCGAUUUCUAGCCUCGACGCAGACGGUCCUGACCCCGGACCCAAUUCACACCUAAAAAAAAAAAUGCCUUCCAAGGUCUCAAAAAAGUCCGUCGGUGGCAAGAGGCCAUCAGCCGCCGCCAGGAACAGCAACGUCAUGCCCGGAGACCCCGUCCCACAAAGAAAGGCCAGGCGAUACAGGCCCGGCACGCUCGCGCUCAAGGAGAUCCGCCGGUACCAGGGCAGCACCGACCUACUAAUGCGGAAGCUACCUUUCGCCCGGCUGGUCCGCGAGGUGGCCCUGUCGAUGCGCCCCGCCGACGAGGGCUUCCGCUGGCAGUCCAUGGCUAUCCUCGCCCUCCAGGAGGCCGCCGAGGCCUUCCUAGUCCACCUGUUCGAGGACACCAACCUGUGCGCCAUCCACGCCAAGCGCGUCACCAUCAUGCAGAAGGACAUCCAGCUCGCCAGGAGAAUCCGCGGCCAGUGGGGCGCCGGGGGCAGGAUUUAGGCUGCGAUUGUGCCUGGUCAUUUUUUAUUUUUUAUUUGCUUUUUGUCUUGGGAGCGUGGCGCAACAGGUGUUUAUCGCGUGUGCCCUGUUACUGGGUGCACAUGAUGGGUUGGUUUUUCUUUUUGGUGAUGGGAUAUUGGAUCUUUGUCGGAUGACCCAAUACACUGGACUUCUCCAGGUGCCGGAGCACAGUUAGUCCCCGCCCAACAUUUGUAUCAGUAGAUAGUGUAUAUAGACUAGGACAACACAAGCAUGUCUUUGUUCUCACCC
Messenger RNA from Gaeumannomyces tritici R3-111a-1, 1008 nucleotides. Its product is annotated as histone H3-like centromeric protein cse-4. Gene Ontology annotation, molecular function: protein heterodimerization activity; structural constituent of chromatin; DNA binding. NCBI's taxonomy places the organism in Eukaryota, Fungi, Ascomycota, Sordariomycetes, Magnaporthales, Magnaporthaceae. Gene Ontology annotation, cellular component: nucleosome. The transcript is spliced from 2 exons. The record is from RefSeq and is a predicted model, not a curated record. Bases 316 to 738 code for a protein of 140 amino acids.